Molecule: messenger RNA, 5743 nt
Organism: Geodia barretti
Lineage: Eukaryota; Metazoa; Porifera; Demospongiae; Tetractinellida; Geodiidae
Source: the annotation of a GenBank genome assembly
AGAUAGUGCACGUGCUUUAUUGGCAGGGCGAAAGAAAGAUGGCUGCCAUUUUGCUGGGAGACAAGCGGCUAUCCGAUCUCAAGGUUACGGAGCUCAAAGCCGAACUAGACAAGCGCGGACUGUCGAAGAAAGGCGUCAAGAGCGUAUUGGUCGAGCGUCUGAAGAAGGCGAUCCUGCAGGAAGAACUGAACAACGUGAACGACGAAGACGAUGCAGACAGUGGACAGGAAAUAUCUGCUGCAGAUACAAGCCAAGAUGGGAUAGAGGUGGACGGAGGUGACAGUGGAGGUGCCGAGGUUGCGGUGCCGACUGGAGAUGCGGUGGGCGUUGGUCCAGACGGCUCCUCUGUUGAUCCCGAUCCCGAUCCCUCAGUCUCCGCGGAGCCACCACCUCCACCGCAAGUCGCUAGCGACAACGACGCAGCUGUCGAGACACCAGUGGUGGAGAGGACUGCUGAAGAGAAAAAACCACCAGGUUUGAUACAAGGAAGUAAUAAAAAUGUUCAUAUUCUUGUUUUGUUCAUUGAGGGUGGUUUGAAAGUGUCGGAGGUGUCAUUUUGUUGUUUUGUUUUGUUGUUGGUGUUUAAUCAGAGAGAUGAUCACACAGUGUGUUUUAUUGGGAGACUUGGACUCGACAACAUCGUGACCACUCCAACUGAUAAUGUUGUUUCUGAGAAGAUGUGAUUGGUAGGAGAGGCUAUCUGAACACUGACUGAUGGCUCAGUUUGUUCAAUGGUCUUUCAAACCAAGCCAGUAUAUAUGUCUCAUGACUAGAUAAAAACACGCCAAUUUCGUCAAGUAGGCAAGCAAGAUCGUCCGACCUUCCCCGUUUCGAUAGGGUUUUCCCCCUCUCCGAGAAAUGUGGUUAAAAUGCAGGAUGGUAGCAAAUUUCCUAAAUAGUAGUGGAGUGCACCACCCUACGUAGAAAAUGGCUGCUCGUAGGUAUUAAUACACUCACACGAUUUUCGCAAUAUAUAUAAUUUCUGUUGGUACGGGCCUACCGAGGUUGUUCAGUUUUGUUCCUUCACUGUCUUUGCUGCUGCCGUGGACCUCUUACUUCUAGGAAGAAGGCCACCACUCAUUACAUCUGAUAUUCUGGCAUAGUGCUAUAUUAUAAUCAGCUGGUCAGCCUAAGUACAGCUGUGGUACCUCAUGCAUACAUAGCACUGGUGUGCUUCAAUUGGAAAGGCUCACACUGAUGCUAAACUAUACAAUUGUCGGGGAAAUGAAUACGUAGUUGGUAAUUGCGUUUAUUUUCAAUAGCGUUCCUGGAUUUACGGCUUUCUUCGUAAAGAAUGCACUCGCAAAAAGUCAGACGAGUGCUGUGUGUGAUUGUACCGUGUGACCUCUGCGGCUUGCGCAAUUUCUGCAUGGGUUCAAGGUUCGUUGGUGUGCACGUGUGGUACCUGGCUAGGCUUAGGUACAACGUACAACACAUGUGCUUUGGGUAAUGUGCAUAAUGGUGCUAGUUGAAGAUGGAAAGAUCCACUUAGUUUGGUGGGUAGGCACCACCCAUAUGAAGAAGAACAGGAGUAAGAGAUCUCGGCCCAGGAUAUCCCGUGGCUGCAGGUGUUGGACAAUGUGUGUGGCUUACUCCACAAACAAAAGCAAGAGACUUUACUUGAAGUGUGCCGUGUGGAAGGAGUUGCUUGCUCUUUAAAUAGAGCCCACCUAUUACCCAAACAAGAAAACACACUAGAUCUCGCACUUGAGUUUACCGAGCACUAGGUGUAACAUUUGAUACACGAUAGACUCGAGUGAAUGUUGAUGAACGCAUUUAGAAUGUUUUUUUGUUUGAGUUUUCCCCCACAGUGAAGACCUACAGAAAGCGGUAUAUUUUUGUUGUGUUUCUGCUCAUUAUUUUGUGUGUUUAUUCUGUUAACCCUUUCCCUCCCCUCUUCUUCCCUCCAACACAUGUAACGAAAAACGCCCGCUCUGAAUUACAUCCGCAAAUCAAUUGAUUAUCUUAACACUUUCUUGACUUUUUUAAAACUGAUUCGUGUUUUCGACAGUUUGCGACCGACCAAAUAACGAAACUGAAACGAAACGGGCUCCGUCUGCCCCGGAAAUAGACACGGUUGCCAUGGAUACCUCAGACUCCAUCGCCGCUAGCGACGAUGGGCAGGAAGAGGAGGAAAAGGGUCAGAGCAAUCUGCCGAUGGACCUCGGGUCACCUUUGGACUCUGACCCCGAGUUUGACCUCUUGCCCGGAGAGCAAGACGACUCUAUGGACAUGCCUGGAAAAGAAGGCGAUGGUGAUGAAGAAGUGACCAAGACAGAAAACCAAGAACGUGAAGAAACGGCAGUGGAUGACGGUGAUAAAGAAGAAGAGAAAGGCGAAGAAGAAGCGAGGGAACAAGAAGAAUCGGAACAGAAGAAGGAGAGAGAGAAAGAAGAGGCGAAGGGUGCCGGGGGGAAGAGGAUCGAUAGACUGGACAGUACUUUUGACUCGAGUUAUGAACCAGCGACAGAGGAACUGCUGUACGAAGGAGACCCCGAUACAGAGGUGAAGCAAGAGACAUCGGAAGAGAAGACCCCAGCUGAGGAGGGGCGGCGGUUGACCUCACAAGAGAAGGACGAAGGAGGAGGGGAUAAGCCGGCCGAUACUUCAGUGACAACCGAGAGACGCGAUGAAGACAUAGGGUUCAUGGUGGAAGUCCACUACAAGGAUCAGGGAGGAGGCCUCGAAGAUCCGGUUGCCACGGUGAUAGGCCCCGCCCAUUCAUCGUCGUCAGCUAGGGAGGAGCCUAGAGGGAAAGCUAGUGUUGUCACAGGCGGGAAGACGACAGGCGAUAGUAACAGGCUGUCAGGAUGCCACCUGUGGGUAGCUGGACUGGUCGCUUCCGUAAGAGCACUCGAUCUUCAGACUCUGUUCUCUUCCUUUGGACAGGUGGUGUCGGCUAAAGUGGUUGCCAAGGCACAGUCCAAGGCCCGGUUUGGGUAUGUGACUCUGGCAACCCGGGAACAGGCCCAUAAAUGCAUCUUGGAGCUGAACGGAACUGAACUAAAGGGGAGCACCAUUCAUGUGGAGCUUGCCAAGACAGCUCCCCCUCUCUCCCAGCCUUCCCCCGGAGGAGGCAAAACUCAGAUGUCACAUCGAGCAUCGGCCGCCGGCUCUUCUCGGGGGAAAGACAGCGGAGCUAAAAAUGUCCACGACGCUCGAGAAAAAGAUAAGGUGGGACAGGCCAUCACUAGGAAGUCGCCGGGCGGAGGAGGAGGGGGAGGGGAGGGGAGAGUCGGAGUCAAGGCGGGGGAUCGAGGUAGAGAGGAUCGCCGGAGAUCUUCGGGAUCGUCCAGGUACCACGGCGACGAGCGCUCAUCGCACUCUCGUCGGAGCAGGAGUCCCCCGCUGAGGAGGAGUCCUCGAGGCGGCAGACCUCGCGGAGGAAGAAUGUCUCCGUCCCCGCGGUCGUCGUCGGGGAGUUACCCUGGCUCCUCGUCGCUACGGGGACCAGCGUCUCACUCGAGGGACGCUCGUGACGACAUCAUCCGUCGUGAGGAGCAACGACGAGAUCUGAUGGAGCGACGUCUCGGAGCCGAUCCCUACUACCGCGAGGGAUCCCGUCAGGUGAUGGUGGAUGACCGUCGCUUUGCCGACCGUUACCAGGAGAUAGCUGCACGCAGGCAGCUGGAGCUCGAGCAGACGCGGCGGGAGCAGGAAAUGGCUCGGAGGAUGCAGGAGAUAAGAGAGAGGGAGACCAGGGAGCGAGAGAUGAGGGAGAGGCAGAUGGCUGAGCAGGAGCGACUCUUCAAGGAGAGAGAGAGGGUCAUGAGGGAGAGGGAGUACCGAGAGAGGCAGAGGAGGGAGCAGUUGGAGAAAGAACUGAGGGAGAGAGACCAGAGAGAGAAGGAACUACGUGAGAGAGAGCGUCGAAUGCGCGAGCAGCACCUGCAGGAGAUACGAGACAGAGAACUGAAGGUGGCCAGAGAACGGGAACUGCGAGAGAGGGAAGUCCAGGUGAGAGAGGUGGACUUGGUCACCAUACAUCAUUACUAGGAAUGCGCACGCGCAUAUUUUGCCUCGCGCCUGCCAGCCAAUGCGUAAACAGUAAAUUUGCCCCUGCUGAAGAAAAUUUCUAGAAAUUUCUCGCCGCCCUCCCACUCUCAGGCUCGAGUUCUGCGUGAGAGGGAACUGCAGGAGAAGGAGCAGAGACUGCUUCAGGAGCACCAGAGGAUACAGAAAGAAAAGCAGAUGUACGAAGAGCAGCAGCGAAGGCUGAGGGAGGAAGCUGAGAGGCAGGCGAGGGAGCGAGAACGCGAAGCCAGGGAGCGAGAGGCGAGAGAGAUGGAAGUUCGCGAGGCCCGCGAAAGAGACAGGAAGCUGGAGGCCGAGAGGGAGCGCCGGCUCCGCGAGGAAAAGGAACGCGAACGAGAGCGUCGUGAGAGAGAGAGAGCUGCCGAGGAGAAACGACUACAGCUGGAGCGCGCCGCCAAACUGGAGCACGAACAGAAACGCAAACAGGAGGAGAUGAAGUGGGAGCGCGAGCAGAGUCGGAUGCUUCAGCAACAGAGGUUGGGGAAGAGGGGGAGCGGUGGGUACCAGGAUUCUUCCGGGUACGACAUGGCUAAAAGACAGGCAGUACAUGACAUCAGGAGUGUUGGUGGAGGUGUCCGCAGUGCAAGUACUGGCGGAGGUGGAGGAGGGAUGGACUUAUUCGACCUCUCGUCCAGCGUGUUUAGCAGACUCGACCCGCAGAAGCAGGUGACAGCAGACGGUCGUGUGAGCGGCGGAGGAAUGCAGAAUGUUUCCGGGAUGAUCUCAGGCAGUGCGGGUGGCGGGAAAAACAGCAGCAUGGCUGAUGCAUACUCCAGGCGAAGUGCCGGGGACGCUGGUGGUGUGGGAGGUGGCGGGUAUCGUCAGGGAGGGGGCUAUGGAGUUGGGGGAGGAAUGGGGAGGGAGCGUCAUAUGGAUACGGGGGUCACCUACCCCAUACCAAGUCUGAACAAGAGCGGAGGGCCGACCUCGUCUCAGGGGUACCAGAAAACUUCGGGGACAAUUGGGGGCGGGGUGACCGUAGUCCAAAAGGGUGGGGCAGUGGGCCUCUCGCGGCAGAACCAGGACAUAAUCUCAGCCGCGCUCGCAAACAUCCAGAAGUCGGUCGGCACGAGCGCGAAUCAGAUGCGCAUUACGGGGUCGUCCCCAAUCCAGCAGAUGAGUUCCGCUACCCACAUGUCGGCUACGGGCCUCGGGGAUUACAUGAAUCGCGGGGACCCGGUGGGGGGCCAAGUGUCUUCAAUUGGAGGGGUCGCUCGUCAGAUGAUGGGUGGGGGAGGGGGCAUGGGAGGAAUGGCUAAACCACAGUCAAAGCUACCACCAGAAGACGAGAGAUACAAUCGACGAUUCACUCGACCCUCACAUGCGCCAAGACAAGGAAACAUUAAGAGAUUUUAAGAUCUCGCAAGUCCUCCGUUGACCACAUCAUGAACUUUGAAAAUGUGACAAUCGGGCACUGCGUAGUUGUACAAGAUAUUAGACAAGUUAGUCGUUUACCUACCUAGACAGCCUUGUUUGUUGGGCUGUUGUUUUCUUUCACAAUCACAUCAUACCUUUACUCCCCCACCUUUUUGGCUGUGCUUUCAUCUUAAUUGUAUUUUGUUGUUGAUGUAAACUUAGUAUAUAUUGUAACAAAAUUAAUAAGUCUGUGCACACAAACAGACCCCUCCUCCGCUAAUGACGUAAUAUGAUUCAAGAGAACACGUGUCUCGUUGAAAUGUACAAACAUAGUUAAUUUAUAAUGUAAGUA